Messenger RNA from Nymphalis io (European peacock), 2746 nucleotides. RefSeq names its product GTP-binding protein SAR1b (gene Sar1). Gene Ontology annotation, biological process: membrane organization; vesicle organization; endoplasmic reticulum to Golgi vesicle-mediated transport. Lineage: Eukaryota; Metazoa; Arthropoda; Insecta; Lepidoptera; Nymphalidae. Gene Ontology annotation, cellular component: COPII vesicle coat; endoplasmic reticulum exit site. The record is from RefSeq and is a predicted model, not a curated record. The transcript has 5 exons. Bases 183 to 764 code for a protein of 193 amino acids. Gene Ontology annotation, molecular function: GTPase activity; GTP binding.
CGGAAAUAGUGUAGUGUACGUCAUUGCCAACAGAUUGAUAUUUCAUCGUAAUCGUAUUGAACUAUAUAAGCUUUGAGAAUAUCGUCGGUUUUAGCGACGAAACAUAUUGUAAAUAAGCGCGAAACAUUGUGAUAAACUUACUUUAGUUUUAGUUAAUCUAGUACAAUUUUAAUAAAUUCAAAAUGUUUAUUUGGGAUUGGUUUACUGGUGUUUUAGGAUUCCUGGGUUUGUAUAAGAAAUCUGGUAAAUUAUUGUUCCUGGGACUGGACAAUGCCGGAAAGACCACAUUACUGCACAUGCUGAAAGAUGAUAGAUUAGCGCAACAUGUACCUACAUUGCAUCCCACAUCGGAAGAGCUCUCGAUAGGCAGUAUGCGGUUCACGACAUUCGACCUGGGCGGGCAUCAACAGGCGCGGCGCGUGUGGCGUGACUACUUCCCCGCCGUGGACGCGAUCGUCUUUCUGGUGGAUGCGUGCGACCGCGUACGCCUGCCAGAGUCCAAGAAAGAGCUGGACUCGUUGUUGACGGACGAGACCCUCAGCAACUGCCCCGUGCUCAUCCUCGGAAACAAGAUCGAUAAACCCGGCGCAGCCAGCGAGGACGAGCUGCGUCAAUUCUUCAAUCUCUACCAGCAGACCACCGGAAAGGGAAAGGUGUCUAGAUCCGAGCUACCGGGUCGGCCAUUAGAACUGUUUAUGUGCUCGGUGCUGAAGCGCCAGGGCUACGGCGAAGGCUUCCGCUGGCUGGCGCAGUACAUCGACUGAGCGCCUUUACACGUUCUGGCUCGCUUAUAUCCGUAUGCUUUUCGUCACUACUCCCCUACGUAGCCGUCUCGUUUAAUUAAGGCUCAUCUUGUUUGAUGAGUCCAAUGUUGUGCUCAAGAGUGCUAUAAAAUUAUUUUUAAUUUUAAAAAGUUUUAUUCCUAUAGCUUUGACAUUAACUACUACCUAUAAACUCUGUUAAAGAAACUUUUUGAACAUUACUAGACCUUCUAACUGAAUAUACGUUCAUUUUAGAGUAGCACUGAUGCACAACAUUGGCCUCGCCAUAAGCAGCCUUUUAUACAAAUGCUCUCAAUUUUAUUAGGUAACUGACCGAGCAUUAAUAUUAUUUAUAUUUUUAUAGUAUUUUUAGUGCCCAAUUUUAAAGGAACAUUAGCAAUUUCUCGCUAAUGACAAUCACUGGCUACAUUUGAUUUGUGUAUGGAAUGGCUCUCGUUUGUAAGCAGCCGACAUCUCGCUCACUAGUAAUGAAAUAUUAUUGGCUCUGGUUUCUAUAAUAUCACAAAAUCAAACCGUCAACAAAACAAAUCUCCACUUAUAUAGUUAAUUUUCAUGCAGGGAUUUGACAUUAAGAGGAAACAGACAUUUAAUAUAAGUUGCUAUGGUGGUGAUGGUUGUUAAAAAGGGUGUACAGACAAACCAUUAAUAAUUUUACAGUUGAAAACACAAAUAAAAGUUUUCAAAAUUAAUGUAUUUGUUUUUAUUUUGUAAUUGAAACAGUCAUAUAAAAUUUUAUUCUUGCAUUAGUGUUAUGGAAUAUUAAAUAUGUAAUAAUAAUAAUCUGUAUUUUUCUCAAAAGGUUCCCCAUUGUCUAAAGUAUUAUGACUCAUUUAACAUUUAUUUAAACUUGCCAUUUAAAGUAUCAAAACUGCAGUCACAUAUAUGCGAUGUACUUACGAACCAUAUUAUAGUACAAAAAUAAAUUUUCUAUAUAGCGAGCCAAGCGUUACUAGUCAGCGAGUUAAAAUAUUAAAGCAAUUUUUAAAAUAACUUCAACUCAUACAGCUUUCAUUGUAUCAUUGUGGGACGCUUUCCAGUUGUCUGGCGGGUGGUUAAAUUAAACAUUUGUUAUGAACAUAGUGCAUAUAAUCUGACAAAAGGACUAAAUAAAAUUGAUUUCAUUUAUUAUAGUUAUUUUCAGAGGAAAUAUCUUUUUCAUUGUUAUCCUCUAUUUCAAUAAUGCUAAAGAAAAAUUAAUUAAAAUUAAUACUUUAUUUCAUAACUUAAAUAUUUAAAUACAUUUAUUUUCCAAUUGAAAUAUCACCAAAAUGUUUUGGUUUGUAAAACCUUUAAGAUGUUUGUGUCAGGUAAAGGUGCAACAGUAUGGCCAACAUAUAUAAAAUAAUAUUUAGUUUUUGUAGGUUAUUUUCUUGUAUUUAUCCUUAUGAUAAUAGUAAAUUUUACUAUUUUUCCUGUACAGUUUUGGAUGUCGAUGUAUCAAUUACGACUAUAUCAAUAAUUAUUCAUUUUUUCUAUAUUUAUUUUAUUUCAUUCCAUUUCUUGAGUAAUAUAAAUAUUGUUACUUUGAUAGUGCUCAUUGUGUUGUAUAUUUGUAAAAGCGACAUAACAAUUAUAUUUUUGUAAAUUACUUGUACUAUUGUUUCGGUGAAUACAAAAUUUUAUAAUAACUAUGAGUUUACAAAACGGCUUGUCUAUUAAUGUGCCCAAAAUGUACAAAAAAAUCUUUUUGUUAUAUAAAUUUUUAUUUUUUUUAUAUAUGUGGAGCACAAAGAAUUGUUCAAUUAUUGUUUGAUUAUCGAAUAUUAGUUGUUUAUAUAUCUUUAUAAAAUUCAUGAUAUAAUAUUUUCAAAAUAUGUAUGGAAUAAAACUGGUUAAAACAUUGUGAUUAGGACGAGCCGUUUCUGUGCUGCAUAAAGGUUUGCUUUCUUCGGUAACUUUUAUUCUUGGUUAAUAAUUUGCAGUAAGUCCAAAAAGUUUGUAAUAAAAUUUAUAUGGAACUAAAA